CAUGGGUUUUCCGGUGUGCUACAGCGAGCUGCUCCUCCCGAAGCUCCUCCUCGACACGCUCUCCAUCUUCACCGCCCUCCGGAGGCUCAUCUCCGCCCUCCUCCGCCUCGCGGGCCUCUCCGGCUUCCUCGACCCGGAGGCCCGCGACCACCCGGCGUCGUCCCGGGCCGCCGCGCCCGAGCCCCCGCCGCCCUCCGUGUCGGCGGUCCUGAUGCGGGAGAUCCUGCCGGUGGUCAGGUUCUCGGACCUGGUCGACCCCCCGGAGAGCUGCGCCGUCUGCCUGUACGACUUCGACGGGGCGGACGAGAUCCGGCGCCUCGCCAACUGCAGCCACGUCUUCCACCGGAGCUGCCUGGACCGCUGGAUGGGGUACGACCAGAUGACGUGCCCGCUCUGCAGGACCACGCUCGUGCCCGACGACGCGGUCGGCGCCAUCAACGAGCGGCUCUGGGCGGCCUCGUUCGUCCCGGAGUUCCACGGAUUCGAAGAGUACGCUCACAUCACUGGCUUAUAGCAAUAAAAACUCCUCAAAACGGGGAAGACGACGGCCGAGCUUUGAUUUUUUUUUUUACCUUCUGAAUCUCUGUUUUUGGUUGGAGGGGUUGGUUUGAUCUGUAAAUAGACGAGAAUCGAUCGACCCCCCAAAAGGGUAAAAGUCCAAAAAAAAAAAAAGGAAAACGAAAUUAAUUCGUACGAUUUUGUACAUUUACUUUCGGGAAUUGAUCAAAUCUUGGC
This is a messenger RNA of Rhodamnia argentea, 735 nucleotides long. RefSeq names its product brassinosteroid-responsive RING protein 1. The coding region runs from base 2 to 514 and encodes 170 amino acids. Lineage: Eukaryota; Viridiplantae; Streptophyta; Magnoliopsida; Myrtales; Myrtaceae. The transcript has a single exon. Gene Ontology annotation, molecular function: ubiquitin protein ligase activity. The record is from RefSeq and is a predicted model, not a curated record. Gene Ontology annotation, biological process: protein ubiquitination.